Molecule: messenger RNA, 6344 nt
Organism: Camelus dromedarius (Arabian camel)
Lineage: Eukaryota; Metazoa; Chordata; Mammalia; Artiodactyla; Camelidae
Gene: C5H14orf132
Product: chromosome 5 C14orf132 homolog
Exons: 4
Coding region: 1-654 (217 amino acids)
Source: RefSeq, a predicted model, not a curated record
AUGCCGUUCCAGAGCCCCGAGGACACCGGACUCUGGGCGCCGUGUUGGCGCAAAAAGCCUGUAAAUCCUGACCCCGUUGAGCCUGCGCAGGACUCGGGUUCCACGCUGGCUCGUGCACAGACCCUCUGGCUGACCUCGGACCUCAAUUUCUCCCUCCGGAACACGCAGGCUCCAGGACCUCCGCCCAGCCGCCGUCCGGAGGCGAGAGUGCAGAGCCAGCCCAAGGCGCGUCGCGGGCUCGGGACCUGCCGCCACCCCCGGGCUGCUGAGGGCGGCGCCGCCACCGCGGGGUUUCGGGGACGCCGGCUCGCUGCGCGGCCUUCCCCAAGGCAGCGGUGCAGGCGCCGGACCAGCAGCGGCAGCAGCAGCGAGGACUCGAGCGCGGGCGGCAGCAGCGACACCAUGGAUCUGUCCUUUAUGGCCGCACAGCUGCCCAUGAUGGGAGGCGCCUUCAUGGAUUCGCCCAAUGAGGACUUCAGCACCGAGUACUCCCUCUUUAACUCCUCCACCAACGUCCACGCGGCCUCCAGCGGCCAUGGCCAGCCGGAGGAGCCGCCCCGGUCCUCCAAUGAUGCCGUCUUGCUGUGGAUCGCCAUCGUGGCCACGCUGGGGAACAUCGUGGUGGUCGGCGUGGUGUACGCCUUCACCUUCUGAGCGACUCCAGACGGCCCAGCCAGCGAGGCGCUGCGGCUGUCGGCUGCGGGCCACACCCACGUUCUAGAACCAGGAGUUCUGACCAGGCACACAGCCUCUCCAAGCAGAGCCACCAUGCAACCGGAAUUCCCCCAAGCAGCCCUGAUUUCAAAUACUCCACGCUGUGGUCCAGCUGAUCCAGUAAACGCGAAGGCAUGACUUCCAGCCCCCAGAGGCACGACAGGGCCAAGCCUCCGAGGAGCAGAUUGGGAAAUUCUGAAAACUGCAUCUCAAGAACAUGAGACCAGAGGGAAUGGCCAGUUAGGUUUAAAAUACAGACAUGGUUGGAUGAUAGUUCGCUGACAGUAAAUAAUCAUUUAUGUGUCUUGUUUUUUAUGCAAACUUAUCACACGUGGUGUGUGGAGCACUGGGGCAGGAGCAGCCCUCAGAACUUGAGUGUGCCCACGCCAAUCUUGGUUUCCCACUCAGCCCCUCAGAAUACUGGCGGUAGCCCCUUGAAGGGCCGUUGAAUGUUCCUUGUUUGACUUAGAAAUGGCAUCUUUGUCAACAGACACCUGGCCCCUUAUGAAACCCGAAAGCAUCAGAAAACCCAGGAAUGGGGGGGUUACUGGUGAGACGGUGAGGCUUCCGGGGUGGUCGUGGUGGUUUUUAUCUGCUGGAUAGUCUAUCUCUUCUUUUUAAAAAGAGGAGAAGGCAUCUUUAAAAAUCAGAUUUGCCCGGCAGUUAACUCUUCAGGACCCCUACUGAAGAUGUCCUUCCUUCUCUGAGAAAUCACGGAGUUUGGGAUGAAUAAGGCUCCAGUCCACCUCCUCCUUUGGCAGAUGGGCAGGAGAGGGGCGUGGUUCGCCUUUGAUCGCAGGCAGUUGAGCCCAGGGUGGGCACGGUGGUGAGCCACCCACAUUUAAAAGUGGUUUGGCCACUAGGUGCUCUUGCAGGCAUGAACGGGUUCUGCCUGAGUCAAUGUCCUUAUGUGCUUAAAAGCCAGUGGCCGGGGGGACUGGCAAACCAGGGAGCCCCCUCGUCAAGACUAGAGCAGGAUGGAUGUGCUGGAGGAGGCAGUAGAGGGAAGGGCUCAGUUUUCUUUCGUCCUUAGGAAAGGUCGUUGCACAGUGCCCCUACUUCCAGAGACAGCCUUCCCCCGACCCCCAUCCCUGCCCCCGAGAGUGGGAGGAGCUCAGAGGCGGGCUCACUCGCCUGCAGGCAGGGAGUGGCUUUCUCCUUGCCUCCCCCCUGCACUGUGAAAAGAAAAUGAAGGGCAUGACCUCCCCCUUUGUGCUGGAGAAACUUAUAGGACCAAUAAGAAGCCUUCAUGCAUAUUUGCGGACAAUUGCAAAGAGGCUGAAUUUGUCACUGUGGUCCCAGGAGAAAUGAGUGCUCCUGAUGCCAGGCAAAGGGACAUCUUAAUUGUCCAGGGGCAGCCACUCAUCUCUGGGAGGUUGGCACCAAGCUGCCCUGGUAACAGGAUUACACCCGACCUCCAGACAGUGCCGGCAGACAGCCGCCAGCUCUUAUUGGCCGCAUCCGUCACUGCCACCCGGCGUCCAUCCACAGAUGCUUCAGCUCGAGUGGAGAUCAGGAGCACAGAGAGCCAGUGUGACCUCUGCAAAGUGGGAGAAGGGAUGUGGCACCUUCUACCAGGACCUCUUUUGGAAUCACUGACGGGGCCCUGCUGUGUGCAGGCAGGACCAGCCUGGAGGCAGGGCUGGGUGGUUGCCAUGGGAAACACUCCGUCCCAGCUGCUUCUACAGCAAACUCCUCUCCGUGAAGCUCUGGCGUCCGCCACAUGAGCGAGGUCUUUCUUAGACACAUGUCUUUAUGAGAAGGAGCCAAGGAGGGAGGUCCAGAGCCAGGGUGGGGAGAAAAUGUGUCUUCAUGGGGGGUCACUCAAGUCCAAAUUCUCUGACUCUUUGCCUCCUGACCUGACAUUCCCAGGGAAGCCCGCAGCCCUGUAAGAGGCAGGUGGCAGCUCCCUAUUCUCAAAAGGCCUGUGAAAACAGAAUUCUAUGUUUGCCAUGAUGGGGAGAGGAGAGAAAAGGUUGGCUUCUAGCUGUAAGGAGAGCUCCAGCCUCCAGGCCAGCCCUGGUGGGCCCCUGUUCACUGGGUACUUCUGGGCACAGGGGUUUCCCCUGUGAAAGCUUUUUCCCCCUGACAUGAGUGACAGUUAAAUUCAACUUUCAAAUCUUUCUCCCUUUUCUGUCAGGGCCAUAGAUGGUCAGGAGCUUUAGGGGCCUUCUAUCCGAAUUUUGCAUCAUACAGAUUACAGUGACUUGCCCAAGUUCACUCCAUCUCCAUCUCCUGUGGUUUCUUUGUCUCCACCUUCACUCAGAUAAUGGUGAGAAUCAAUGUGCACGUUAGAUUUCCAGCCAGAGUGGCUGCCCUCUCCCUCCUGCCUCAGUUGGGGUUCUGUCUUGGGUGUUAAGAAAGGCCAGCAAAUCUGACAUCAGGGCUUGUGUCCUGCGUCCGGGCACUGUGCCCCACUCGCAUGCACAGAUUUAAUCCUUACAAUUACCCUAGUGCAUCAUUGCUCCAAUACACAGAUAAGGAACCAGGAGCUCAGAGGAGUGGACUAACUUGCCCGAGGCCACACAGCAUGAAAGUGAUGAGCAGGCUGAACUUGAACCAUUUAGAACCAUUGGCUUCUAAAGCCGGCUCUUUCUGGAACACGGUGUCGCCUGCCCUGUUCCUUAAAGUUGAAUACAAGUCUCUUGCCUGGCUAGAGAAGCUCCCAGAAACCAGCUUUCUCGGGAUACGUGUAGAAGGUCCCUGGCCCAGACCCAGAACCCACAGUGGGGCCCUCGGGAGGAGGAGGCUCAUGCAGCCAGAAUUGAUGAGGACAUCCUCAAUGUGGGAUGGUCCAUGCUGCAGGCUGGGCCCCAGCCAGCACAGGCUCAGGCCUCCCGCUGAGCCCCAGGGCUCUCCCAAGCACAGGGAUGGGUGGGGUCGGGGUCGGGGGUGGGGUGCUCCUCCCUCAGACCCCAGCCAGCCUGGGGCUCCCGUUCUGGCUUCUCCCAGGUGAGGCUGGCCUCGGAGCCCACCCUGGCUUGACGGCCCAUGCUGAGGGAGGAGACGCUUGCCUCUUUAGUCGCUGCUCCUCAGGGAAGGGGUCCUCUGUUUGCUGGAAAGCACCCUGCACUUGCCCCUCAGCGAGCCCCUCCAUUUCCCCGCUGCGAGCCGUAGGUGUUCCACACCCAUGUGUGCCCUUCACCAAACAGACCUCGCUUGCUUUAUGAGGUCAUGAGUUGCUGUCCUUGGAAUUUUGGAGGAGAGGCCGGAGCAUGUCCCAAGGAGAUUCUGCUUCCCAUGAGGACCCAGUGAGAGAUCGCUCUGCUGGUUCCUGCUCUGCCAUUGCUGCCCUCCCCUUUUCCAUGGGAUCAAGGUCAAGAGGCAAACGAGAUUCCCUUGACACCAUCUAUCCGCCAGAGACAGACGCUUAUAUCUCCUUUCAGGAGUCUCGUAGGAUCCGAGGGAGAGAGGCGGGGGGACAGGCUGGCACAACUUGGCUGGAGAGACAACAGGCCAUUUUCCAGUCUGUUCUAAAUGGAUGGCCUGGCUGCCCGCCAGCCCACAAGCAUCUGUCCGAAUCCCUCCCUGGGGACUGGAGAGGCUCGGCCGCCAUCUACACUGCUGCCGAUCCCUUCCAGACAAGCACUCCCCUCUCUCAGGACCAUGACCCUCCCUCAUAAUUAGCGGUGAUGUGGUUAACAAUGAUUAUUCCUCCUGCUGUCGUGACUACACACCUUCCUGUGCUGUGUGCUGUAUAUAGUUCACGUACUUCUCAAAUCACCCCUUGGGGGCUGGUGUGCGGUCAUGUUUUUCUGUGGAGAAAGCUGAGGCCAGGCUGUGCACCUGGGAACCCACAGCGGAGGGGCUGGGGUUCAGAGCCAGCGCUGCUGGCCCUGCAGGCUGGGUGGUCACCCUGCGUCCAUUCCCUCUGUGAUGAGCCCUUUAGAAUGGACCUUCCCAGGACGGGCUUCUGAGGCUGGGCUGUUCUGGUCCCGAAGAGCUGAUUUUGACUGUGAGUCCUAGGAAGGGGUGGGUAACAGUGCCCAGGUAUUUGUCAGUCUCAGAGCCUCACAGUGACAUCAGGACCUUUACCUUUUGGGAAGGCAGCUGGGGCCACGCGGUAAAUUGGUGGAGAGCGGACAGGUUUCGGGAUGCCCGGCCCAGGGCGCCAUCCCCCAGCGUGCUGUGCGUUUGCCGGAGAGACAGGGGUGGCCCUGCCCGGAUGCCCAGCCCAGAGGCUGUGCAUUCGCCAGGAAACUCAGGGGGGACCCUGGAUUGCCAGUCCCAGCCCUGGGACAGGCAUCGUGUUCUCUGCCAGCUGUCACCCAGCCCCCUUCUCCACGUCGUGGCAAAUGCUUUUUGACUGUCCUCAGGUCCCUGGUGGGCUGGGGAGGCCCUAGGAGCUGUUCUCCUGGCCAGAGGGAGCAGUCGGAGGCUGAAUGUUCUGUCUUUGCCUGGCCUACCUCGCGGGGCCCACCUCUCCUGCCCUACCUGCUCUCUGAGAGGUUUGAGAUAGUUGCCAGGUCAGACCAAUCAGCAGGGGAGCAGAGCCUUGAGCCCAGAACAUCUAUGACAUUUCUCAACCACUGGGACUGUGGUUCUCACCUGGGGGCACUUUUACCCUCCAAGGGACCUUUGGCAAUGUCUGAAGACAGUUUUGUUUUUCAUGAUGUGGGGGGAUGUGUUCUACUGGUGUCUAGUGGAUAGAAGCCAGGGAUGCUUUUGAACAGCCCCCACGACAAAGAAUUAUUCAUCCCUAAACACCAGUAGUGCCGAGGGUGGGACACCCAGCACUAGACCGUGCUAUCUCUGACUCCAGAGCUGUGGGUGUCUUCCAAAGCUCCACCUUUCCCCAUUUGUGAGUCACUGAAUAAUUCAAAGCUCUUCUGAGCUGCAGAAGUGAUCAUGGUUGCUGCCUCAAGUUCAAAUAAUAAUUCCAGCCAAGGGCAGUGGUCCGGCACCCAGCAAGCCAUUUGGAAAUCCACGCCCUCUCCCUUGCCACUGUCUUGGGCUUCCGUGCAGAGUCAGCCUGGAUGGAAAAAAAUCCAACAAACUCAAUGGGAGGGUGGGGCUGAACUUGUCCAAUAUUCCCCCUCCCAGUAACUGUGUGUCUCUGGGACCUUGAGGGACCUGGCCCCUCGCCAGUAUAUCUGCGAAAAUCUUAGAAGGGGUAGGGGGUGGGAGGACUGGCUAACAGCCUUUGGGCAAACCCACAUCUUCUCUUGUUUCUGACUUUUUCCUACCCUGUUUCCCCCAGUUGAAAAUAUCCUAACAGCCUUUCUACUAUCUAACGUUUCUACUGUUCAAAGUUUUAAACCUUGUUCUUGUAACUAACCGCUGUCCAGAUACCCAGUCUUCAUGCCAAGAGAACCAGAAACGUUCCUGUGUCUUACGAAUGUUUUCAUAAUCAACUUGUAAAUGUUAGUAGUUUACUGAACAAAAAGGUAUUUUCACUAUUCUUGUAGUCCUUUGCUACUCAAGCCCCCAGGUUUCGAGAUGGGAUCACUAACUUUUACUACAGUGAAAAGGCUAUUUCUUAACGUAGGGCUUCAACGUGCUCUUUUGAUGAAAAAUCUCUAACCUUAAUGGAUGUAAAACUGUAGCUGUGGAAUCGUGCUCCGUUGACUGUUGGCACUGCUGCUUUGUUGUCAUUUUCUAUUAUGAGAAUUAAAACAAAGAAAGGAAAC